Messenger RNA from Aedes albopictus (Asian tiger mosquito), 867 nucleotides. Its product is annotated as mucin-2. The record is from RefSeq and is a predicted model, not a curated record. Bases 1 to 867 code for a protein of 288 amino acids. The transcript has 2 exons. Lineage: Eukaryota; Metazoa; Arthropoda; Insecta; Diptera; Culicidae.
AUGUUUUUGCGUGGAUGGCUUCGUGCGGCUGAAUUGUCACGGGCCCUGUGUUCCAGCUUCCAAGUGUCCCAAGAAGAGAGUGAGACGUGCGCCGGAACCAUUACCGCCGUUGAUAAUACCGGUACCGAUACCGAUUCCGAUACCCUUUCCACCCGUCUGCAGACCACGUGGUCCGCUAUCGUGGCUCCGUCCGCGAUUGCCUUUGCUACCGAUAGUGGGCUAGGUUCCGAUGAUCUAAGUGGAGAGCAACUAGGGCGUAUAAAGCGGGACUGUGAUUGUACGCCUACACCACCUCCAUGCGAUUGCCCUACUACCACACCUGAGGCACCGCCAUGUGAUUGCGCUACUACCACGCCUCCACCUCCACCGUGUGACUGUCCUACUACAACUCCUGAAGUCCCUCCAUGUGAUUGCGCUACUACGACUCCUCCACCACCUCCUCCGUGCGACUGUGCUACUACUACGCCUGAAGCGCCUCCAUGUGAUUGUCCAACUACCACACCUGAGGCGCCUCCAUGCGACUGCGCUACUACUACGCCUGAAGCGCCUCCAUGUGAUUGUCCAACUACCACACCUGAGGCGCCUCCAUGCGACUGCGCUACUACUACACCACCACCACCGCCGUGCGAUUGUGCUACUACCACACCUGAAGUACCUCCAUGUGAUUGCGCUACUACCACGCCUCCACCUCCACCGUGUGACUGUCCUACUACAACUCCUGAAGCGCCGCCUUGUGAUUGCGCUACCACGACCCCUCCGCCACCUCCGUGCGACUGUCCUACUACCACCCCUGAAGCGCCUCCUUGUGAUUGUGGUACUACAACGCCGCCUCCAUGUGAUUGCCCUACUCCCUGCGUUUGCCCUUAA